GUGUGCUGUGCAUUGCACUCAUUUCCCGCAAUAAAGCUAAAAUAAUCAGGCGAUUUUUGAAUCUUUGCAUUCCCGAUCAGCAACAAAAUUUCAUUUGAAGGUCUUUAGGGUGGAUCCGUAUUAGAAUUUUUAGAUCUGCGUAGAGAUUGAGAGAUGGAAUUGAUGAGUUUCGAAAGUGGGAAGCAUGGAGAGAAGUUGUGUGAGAUGACUGAUGUCGAGAAGAGGGACAGGUUGCUGCGGACUUACAGUGAGCUUUGCGAAGAGCAUUUUAAAGGAGUCCCAGAGGUUUCUAGCGAAGAGUUGCUACAGAUCUUGACCCACCAUGAUGCUGGUGUGCGCGCGUCUAUCGUUCUUGUGGACUGCCGUUCCGAAGCUGAGCAAUCCGUUUCGAUGCUUCCAGGGGCGGUGACUAUGGCGGAUUUAGAACAAAAUCUUGAUGAGCUUAAAGAUGUGGAGCUUAUUCCUUACUGUGCCAUUGGAAGGCGAUCGGGGUUUUUCACGAAGAGAAUUCUCGAGAAGAAUACCGGCGUUAAGAUAAGGAAUCAUGCAGGUGGAAUUCUCGAUUGGAGUCAUGUGGAGGGGCCGCUUGUCGAUCGGGGCACACAGCAUGCGAUCAAACAAAUGCACGCGGGUGGAGCUAACCACUUGAAACAUCUACCAAGCUCUGGCAAGCUUGAGAUCUUAUUGCCCAAGGAAGUAUGAUCACUGAUGAAUUUAAUUUCGAUCCAACAAGUGCAUGCGGGUAGAGCUCACAGGCGGUUCCAAACUAUUUCGGCAGAGAGCCUCUGUGAUACAAAAAAGAGAGCGAAACAAUUACCAAUGUAUGACAACCUUAAGAUACAGCAUGUGAAGGACUGCGCUGACGAAACCAGAAAGAAACUAAAUGUCAUAAACCAAUUACUGAAAUGAAACUCAAGUAUUUGCACAAUCUUCUUCUACAAAUGCAACUUUAAACCUAUCUAGAUCAUAGCCUAAUUCGUAGAAGAGAGAAGCUGAGAGGUAAAGUAGCAUCGUACCUUGAGAAACAGGAACAAAAUGGUUUGCAUUUAUGAGCUUUGUAGUAAUGCGUGAAUCCUGAGUGCAGUCAAGAUGACCGGGUAACUAAAAGCAUCUCAAAAUCCCAUCACCCAAAUAUCACCCAAAGAGAGCAAUAAACGUCUCAAUGAA
Molecule: messenger RNA, 1167 nt
Organism: Physcomitrium patens
Lineage: Eukaryota; Viridiplantae; Streptophyta; Bryopsida; Funariales; Funariaceae
Source: RefSeq, a predicted model, not a curated record